Messenger RNA from Durusdinium trenchii, 582 nucleotides. The record is from the annotation of a GenBank genome assembly. NCBI's taxonomy places the organism in Eukaryota, Dinophyceae, Suessiales, Symbiodiniaceae.
AUGAUGCCCGUGGUUGCAGCUGUUGCAAUGGGGACAGAAUUCCGGACAAACCUUCGACGCAGCAACGCCAUCCUGGACACUGAGUGGGAUGAGUGGACCAUCCUGGAAGACAGUUCAGACGAGCAGCCAGAAACACAACCGACCACCAGUUUGGUACCUCCUCCACCUCAAGCCCCAAAAAGAUGCCCCGUCAGUGAGAUGCCUCCUCCACCUCAAGUCCCGCAGAGACGCCCCGCCAGUGAGAUGCCUCCUCCAACUCAAGUCCCGAAGAGACACCGGAGCAGAAGUAGACAUGCCACUGUUCGCAAGCAGACCGAACAGUGUCAGUUGGCACGACUCCGUGACGCAGUCACAACCUUGCAGGCUUCGGUGUGCGUGCUCCAGACCAAGUUUGACAAACAAGCGUCCAAGGUCAAGGCCCUGGAGCGGGGGCCCGAUGAGACCAGCCUGAUGGAGACGAUCAAGGCUUUGAAGGCAAAGCUCGAUGCCCAGUGCAGGAUGAUGGAGGUGAUCAAGUUUCGAGUACAGUGCAUUCUGAGCGCACUAGUGAACGAUGUGUCUGAUGAGCUGCAACGACAGUAG